AUGGCUGUGGCUAUGCAAGAACGACCUCUCAAGGUCACGAUCAUUGGCGCUGGAAUCGCUGGAUUGACUGCUGCGCUUGCUCUGAGGAAGCAGGGUCAUGUGGUUACGGUGCUCGAGAGAUCACGCUUUGCAACCGAGACUGGUGCUGCUAUGCACAUGGCACCCAAUGCCACAGCGCUUCUAGAAUGGAUGGAUGUUCGUCCCAGUGAAGUUGGAGGGACACUGUUGAGACAGAUGCGUCGGUUUGAUGCAAAUGGCAAUUUACUGCAUACGAAAGAGUUCGGUCCUGAAGACAGAAGUCAUUGGCAGACUGAAUGGUACCUUGUGCACCGUGUAGACCUUCAUAAUAAGCUCAAGUCUGAAGCUACGUCGGCAUCGAGAGAUGGUGUUCCGGUUACGCUUCAUCUGACCUGCAAAGUUGUGGAUAUCGAUCUCCAGAAUGCUAGUGUGACUCUUGAUGAUGGCCGAAGAUUCGAUGGGGAUCUGCUUCUUGGUGCAGAUGGUCUACACUCUUUCACGCGCAAGCGAAUUGUUGGUGAAGUCCAACCAUACGCUGUUGGCAAGUCUUGCAUGCGCUGGCUGGUGUCAAAAGAGACACUCUUGGCCGAUCCCAGAACCGACCGCGUCUCCAUCGAGACACCAGGAGCGUUUGUCGAGUGGGCAGCUCCUGACCGUCGCUUGGUCGCUUACCCUUGUGGCGAUGACAAGAUCAUGAACAUGUGUGCUUUUGCUCCAUCUUCAGAGUUCCAAGAUCCCGAGAACACCAGUACAGAUGAAUACAACACAUCGGGAAACACAGACCUCAUGCUUCGCGCGUUCAAAGACUUUUGUCCUGCAGUCCAAGCGGCAAUGGAAAAUUCUGGAGACAGUCUCAAGAUUUGGGACAUGUACGACAUGAAGACUCUGCCUAGAUGGUGUGAAGGCUCAUCUGCCAUCAUCGGCGAUGCUGCACAUCCUUUCCAACCUUACAUGGGACAGGGUGGUGCGAUGGCUAUCGAAGAUGCAGUCUCAGUGGCCGUUCUUCUCCCAUUAGGAACAACCAAACAGCAAAUCCCUGAACGUUUACGACUGUAUGAGCAAUGUCGCAAAGAGCGCAACGAGACUGUCUUGAUGUAUACUCGAAUGAACGGCAGAGACGAAGGUGAUGACUCUGUGAGGAGGAUGACUCCUAAGGAUCUGGUGGACUGCAUGACUCUGUGUGUCAUGCACAAUGAGCGAAACUCUUCGAUGGAGGCAUUGUCCAAAGCUAUCGCAGUAUGA
Messenger RNA from Aureobasidium namibiae CBS 147.97, 1260 nucleotides. RefSeq names its product FAD/NAD(P)-binding domain-containing protein. Gene Ontology annotation, molecular function: FAD binding; monooxygenase activity. The record is from RefSeq and is a predicted model, not a curated record. Bases 1 to 1260 code for a protein of 419 amino acids. The transcript is spliced from 8 exons. NCBI's taxonomy places the organism in Eukaryota, Fungi, Ascomycota, Dothideomycetes, Dothideales, Saccotheciaceae.